Messenger RNA from Nezara viridula (southern green stink bug), 111 nucleotides. NCBI's taxonomy places the organism in Eukaryota, Metazoa, Arthropoda, Insecta, Hemiptera, Pentatomidae. The record is from the annotation of a GenBank genome assembly.
AUGGAAACUAUUUAUUGGUUCCACUCGUACGAGACAUGGCCAUCAAAUACACGCCUAACAGGUGUAUCUGAAAUUCUAAUACCUUCAUGUGAGGUCUCUACGAUAGAGUAA